AUAUAUAGCUAUAGCUAUGCCAGUGUUUACAAAUUUUUGAGUCGCAAAUCGUCGCUCAGCAGUGAAAGAUACACGAGGUUCAAUAUAUAAGUGGAGUUGAUUCACCGAAAUAAGCGCUUACAGACUGCCCAAAUUUGGAGAAAACCUUGAAAACGCAUUUCGUCCACCGAGGAGACAAUGGCCAGCGGAGGAGAUCAUCCCGAUCAGCCAAGGCAGCCCCGUAAUUUACAGGGCCUGCUGAAAUUCGCCAUGGAAGCAACCAAGUCGGAGGAUGCUCCCCACGAUUCACACUUCGAGCCAAUGGAUGAGGAACGUCGUCGGUUCCUGGAGGAAGCCCUCAAAUCGCUAACAUUGGACGUGGUCGAAGAGAUUGAGAAGGCAAUGAAAACCCUGAUGGAUCCGGACAAGGCCGAGGAGGACAAGGCGGAUGCGAUUGAGAUAAUCAUCGAUUUCGUCCAGGAUAUUGAUGCUGCCAAUGACUUCUACAAAGUGGGUGGAUUCGUCAUCAUCCAGCCCGGGCUCACAUCGCCAAACACAGAUGUUCGCAGUGGAACGCUUCGUCUGAUCGCGGAACUAUCUCAGAACAACCCAUUCUGCCAGCAGCACCUGCUUCAAGCCAACACUCUUCCCCAGAUAAUCGAACUGCUGUCGGAUGUACCACCGGUGGCCACCCAAGCCAUGCACGCCAUCUCCUGUAUGGUUCGGCACCACGAGCCAUGCUUGGCGGCAUUCAUCGAUAUGGGAGGCCUCGAGUGCAUCCUGGGAUGCAUUCAAACUGAUAACGAAAAACUGCGCAUCAAAUCGUCGUUCCUCAUGUCCAACCUUUGUACGGAGUUUUCCGCGGUGCGGGACGAGUUCAUCAAACUGAAUGCCGUCGAACGAGUGGUGGCCGCGGUUCGACCUUCCAAACAGUUCGAACCCAAGCUGGAGACGGCGCUGUCCACGUUGAAUGUGCUAACGGAGUGCGACGAAGGUAUUCGCCGGUGCCAGGAGCCUGGCCUGCAGUUGAAGGAGAAGCUGGAGCUGAUUCUCAACUUGAACAAUGGGAAGGAAGAAUGCUUGGAACAGAUUGAAUAUGCAAAUACUUUACUGAAACGAUGUUUUUCCGAUGAUAAUUGUGGCACUGAUCGAUAAAUUAAAAUAUAGAGUGUUCUCUCGUUCCUAAUACUAGUUCAA
Molecule: messenger RNA, 1176 nt
Organism: Aedes aegypti (yellow fever mosquito)
Lineage: Eukaryota; Metazoa; Arthropoda; Insecta; Diptera; Culicidae
Product: hsp70-binding protein 1
Exons: 4
Coding region: 178-1134 (318 amino acids)
Source: RefSeq, a predicted model, not a curated record